Xiphias gladius (swordfish) is the source of this 3352-nucleotide messenger RNA. RefSeq names its product ring finger protein 34b (gene rnf34b). Gene Ontology annotation, biological process: negative regulation of extrinsic apoptotic signaling pathway via death domain receptors; protein K48-linked ubiquitination; proteasome-mediated ubiquitin-dependent protein catabolic process. The record is from RefSeq and is a predicted model, not a curated record. Gene Ontology annotation, cellular component: cytoplasm; plasma membrane. Gene Ontology annotation, molecular function: ubiquitin protein ligase activity. The coding region runs from base 155 to 1303 and encodes 382 amino acids. Lineage: Eukaryota; Metazoa; Chordata; Actinopteri; Istiophoriformes; Xiphiidae. The transcript is spliced from 6 exons.
UUGGCUGCGGCUCUCCGGGGCCAUUACGUUAUGCCUACUCCAAACACACACAGGCAGCUGGAGAGAGGGAAGACGUAAUGGUUUGAUUCCCUGUUGCACUUGCGAUGGUCGCCGUUCUGACAUUACUCGGCAAAUUCCUCGAUCGGGAGGUGCAAUGAAGGCGGGGGCAUCGUCCAUGUGGGCGUCAUGCUGUGGGCUGCUGAACGAGGUGAUGGGCACGGGCACGGUGCGGACGCAGCAGCCAGGGUUCGGAGCAGGGGCGGGGCCCUUCCGCUUCGCCCCCAGCGCUGGGUACUCCACCUACCCCCCCACCAGCUCAGGGAGCGCUGGACAGCUGUGCAAGGCCUGCGGACUGGCCUUCUCUGUCUUCAGACGCAAGCACAUCUGCUGCGAUUGUAAGAAGAGUUUCUGCGCCCUGUGCUCGGUGCUGCAGGAGAACCUGCGCUGCUGCACGACCUGCCACCUGCUGCGUGGCACAGCCUUCCAGAGGCCUCAGCUCAUGCAGCUCAGAGUGAAAGACCUGCGCCAGUACCUGCUGCUGCGUAACAUCCCCACCGACACGUGCAGGGAGAAAGAGGACCUGGUGGACCUGGUGCUCUGUCAUCAGGGGGCGAGGGAGACCCAGAGAGCAGCGCUGGAAGAGGAGGACGAGGAGGAGGAAGAGGACACACACGGAGAGGAGGAGGAGGAAGAGGAUGACGGGGGAGAUGAUACAGACAGUCUGCACUCGCUUCCCCACUCACGCGCCGCCUCACCCCCCUCCACCACGCGCUCCACCUCUGAACAGUCGGUCCUCUCCGCCUCUCAGGGAGACGUGCUCAGCCCAAGUGACAGCUCAGGGACCACCAGCCAGGAGCAUGAGGAUACUCCGACAGCGUCCCUCUUGAACCUGGAGCCCACUGAAAAUAUCAUAGAGGUCAGCCCGGCAACACAGAGGAGGAUCAGGGCCUCGUUGUCUGAUCUGGACAAUGAAGAGGCGAUAGAAAACCUCUCCGUCCGCCAGCUGAAGGAGAUUCUCGCCAGGAACUUUGUCAAUUACUCCGGCUGCUGCGAAAAGUGGGAGCUCCUGGAGCGAGUGCAUCGACUCUACAGAGAAAAUGAGCAGAACAGGAAAUCCAACGGUGUCAAAGCUCAGCUGGCGGCUGAUGAAAACUUGUGUCGCAUCUGCAUGGACGCCAUGAUCGACUGCGUGCUGCUGGAAUGCGGUCACAUGGUAACCUGCACCAAAUGCGGCAAGAGGAUGAGCGAGUGCCCCAUCUGCAGGCAGUACGUAGUGCGGGCUGUGCACGUCUUCAAGUCUUAAAACUCUGAGCGUGUGCGCGUCAGAGCGGCAACUCAGGCGUGCACGUGGCCCGAGCCCUGAAUUUUACCACUGAGGAUGAACUGCUGUGCAUGACGUCUCCCAGGGCCUAAUGCGGCAGCACGCCCGAGCAACUUUUCCGGUCUCUGAAACCAGACUGUUGCCUCUGGCCUACAACAGUUUGUCGUCCCACCCCUGCCCCCAACUAACUCAUGUCCCGGUCCCACUCCUCCUACCUGUUGGACUGUCAUCAGCUGACAACCGGGACAGUCGCUGUUUCUCUCUUUGGUCUGUUCAACACACAACAGAACCCCCUGCCAUCACUUUCUACUCUCCAUCCUCUGUUUAGCUAUUAGGAGAGGAGGUGGUCCCGUGGAUACCUGAAGUGGAUCGGGUUGUUCUGUGUGGCGGAGAGAGGCAGUGUUAUGAAAAAUAUAAGAUCCCAGGGUUAGAGUCAGUAUGGUUUACACAGUCAUGCCACAUGACGCCGUGUUAUCUCCCUCAGUGUUCUUUAGGAUGUGCAAUAUCAGAAAAAAAAGAGACUUAUACAUGUUUUUAAAAAAUGUCAAUUCGUUAAUCCCGACACCACAUGCACCAAGUCAUCUCGUCUCACAAACAGGAGGUGCCAAACGUCAUGCCUUUGAUUGAUAUUUGGGUUAGGACUUCACAGUAUAUGCAUCUCAUAACCAGCAAGCUUGGUGUGAUAGUUUACUCUUUUUUUUUUUUCUGUUUUCUCAAAUGAACUGUAGGAAAUAAAAGUGUGUACAUGUGUAAAUCCUUGAACACUCACUGUGUGAAUGUGUUUUGCCAUCUCCUCAUCUGAAAAUUAAGUGCACAGACGUGACUUCUGCCGUCUGCUGACAACAGUCGCACCGCUGCUUGAUCGCAUUGCGCGCCGCACUACAUCCCUGUUGCAUCAGUUGAGCGUGAAAAGUUCCUUCUUGACCUGUGAAACAGCAGUAUGUCAAAAAACAAGUCAAAACCCGGCCACAUUUCACGGUCUUCAUCAGCAGGUAGUACGAUCGCUUGUCAUGGGGAUGGUUCAGCUGACAUCCCGUUACCUAAAGUGGUCGUAUAUGACUCCCCGAGGAAGACCAUGAGAUGCAGCUGAAAGAUUAAGAAAAAGCUAUUAAGAGGACAUUGAGUUAAGAUACUAUUUUUAACUAUAUUUUAAAGACUCAUACCUGUUUAAUUUUAAAUAACUUACACCAAGCAAUACCAUUUAAUGGCAUUUAAGUCUACCAAGUGUCUUUGUUUGAUUGUGUUGUCCGUUAAUGUCGAAUCUUAGGUAGGUAACAGGUGCUACUUCCUCUUUUCUGAGUGUAACAUCGACAUUCCUUUGUCAUGUUGUCAAGGCGCCAUUCCACACAUCCAUCACACAGUGAGAGGUAGAAGAAACCUGGUUUACUUUAACCUGUUAUGCAAAUGAAACACUUUGUUUUCUUGUCAUGAGAUCCAGUUAACUCAGAUGUCACUGAAAUAUCUCUGUGUACAGUAUGCCUGUGGUAUGUUUUAAAAAAAAAAAAAAAAAAAAAAAAAAAAAGCUGAAUUGCUGUUAAGUGAAUCACAUAGAUAGUUUAUAUUGUUGUUUACUGAUAAGUUAUUAAAUGUAUAUUUUUCCAUGUACCCGGGAGACGAAAUGAUUUAAAACUCUAAUCAGUACGGAGGUAUAAAACUAUAAAAUAUACUGUUUUUCAGAAUGUAUUUCUGCUGGUUUUGGUCAGAAGAGUUCCUCGGUCCUCUGAUCGUGUCAGUCUCUCACCAUUAAAGUUGCGCCCUGGUCCUGCUUUCUAGCACUUUUUGUUGUCACCGGCUUCAGAUCUAAAACUGACACUGACACCAUGCACUGUAACAAACACUGUAACUCUGUAAGUCUGUUUGUCGAUGCUGCUGUUUCUCAAAGAUGUCAUUCAUGGGCAGCUACAGUAUUAUCAGAGCAGGAGGGUAUCAUGAGCACUCAUAAUCCUGGAUCUUUAUAUUUUGGAAUGUUGAACCUUUUUAUUUUGGUAAACGAGAGAAAAUGAUUUAUUAGAUUCAAUAAAAUUCAGUAUU